UGCGCCGAGCUAUGGCGUCUCGAGGGCGCAGGCCCGGAAUGUGGCAUGGGGCGCGGGGACGGGGCCCUGAGAGCUCUCGCGAUGGCGAAAGGGGCAGCAGAGGUAAGGGCAGAGGCGGUCGGGGCGGUCGCAGAUCUAGGGUUUUUCGAGGAAAUGACGAUGAUCUGGAGGAGAAGUUUGGGUUUGGAUUGUUCACGGAAGGAGAUCCAAAGCUUGGAUGGCUUCUCAAUAUGUCGCCGUCGUCAUUCCAGGACGAGGAAUGUGGCAAUCAGACUUUCAGCUGUGUAAAUCUGUGCUUUCUGUGCCAGGAUGGGUCGGGUUUUAAAACCCGUGUGAAGUUUGCUCCAUAUUUCUACAUAGGAGCGAAGAUUGGUAUGGAACUUGAACUAGAGUCGUAUAUUCGGAGGCGCUUUGAGGGACUCAUCUCAAACACGAAAAUAGUCGAAAAGGAAGAUCUUGACCUGAAAAAUCACCUUUCUGGACUGCGCAAGCGAUUUAUUAAAAUCAGCUUCAACACAGUCCAAGAUCUCAUGCAAGUGAAAAGCGACCUGAUGCCAAUCGUGGCUCGCAAUCAAGCGAAGCUGGAGGCGGUCGAAGCUUAUGAAUCUGUACUUUACGGGCUAAGCACAGAGAAGCAAAACAAAUCGAAAGUUUAUGACUACAAUGAAUGCAUUGUAGAUAUACGCGAGUUUGAUGUUCCGUAUCAUGUCCGCUUCGCAAUAGACAAUGAUGUCAGAUGUGGAGAAUGGUACGUCGUAACCGUAGACGCAGCAAGGACAAAGUUGGAAAAACGGCCCGAUCUCCUUCAGCGAGCAGAGGCUCGCGUAUGUGCUUUUGAUAUUGAAGCAACCAAACUUCCGUUGAAGUUUCCAGAUGCAUCUUAUGAUAGUGUGAUGAUGAUAUCGUAUAUGGUCGAUAGCCAGGGUUAUCUGAUUAUCAACAGAGAGUGUGUAAGUGAAGACAUAGACGACAUUGAAUAUACUCCUAAGCCAGAGUUUGAAGGACAUUUUAAGGUUCGAAAUGCAGCCUCGGAGAAAGAACUUCUAGAGUGGUGGUUCGACCAUAUGCGUGAAAUUAAACCGAACAUCUUUGUUACCUACAACGGAGACUUCUUUGACUGGCCUUUUAUUGAAGAGCGGGCCAAACAUCAUGGAUUAAGCAUGCGCGACAAACUCGGCUUUUCCUGUGAUUCAGCGCAGGGAGAGUGUUUAAGUAAAUUCGCUUGUCACUUAGAUUGCUUCGCUUGGGUUAAACGUGACAGCUACCUUCCACAGGGCAGCCAAGGUCUUAAGGCUGUGACGAAGGCGAAGCUUGGAUAUGAUCCUCUGGAAGUCAAUCCAGAAGACAUGGUUCGUUUCGCUAGCGAACAACCUCAGAAAAUGGCAGCUUAUUCCGUCUCAGACGCCGUCGCCACGUAUUAUCUUUACAUGACAUACGUUAAUCCGUUUAUCUUCUCUCUUGCCACUAUCAUACCUAUGUCUCCGGACGAAGUGUUACGAAAGGGUAGUGGAACUUUGUGUGAAAUGCUUCUUAUGGUUCAGGCAUUUAAAGGAAACAUUAUCUGCCCGAACAAACACAAGUCAGAACCGGAACGGUUUUACAGUGGUAGACUUCUGGAUAGCGAGACAUACAUUGGAGGCCAUGUUGAAUGCCUUGAGAGUGGUGUUUUUCGUUCGGAUCUUCCUACUAGAUUUCGACUCGUGCCCGAGGCAUACCAAAAGCUGGUAGACAACCUGGAUCGCGACCUUUUGUAUGCCAUAGAGAAAGAAGGGAAGAUGAAUGCUCAGGAAGUGACCAACUACGACGAAGUUAAGAAAGAAAUAAAGUCAAUGCUUGAAAAUCUACGGGAUGUACCCAACAGGGAAGAGCAGCCUGUAAUAUAUCACUUGGACGUGGCGGCCAUGUAUCCUAAUAUUAUACUGACUAAUCGCCUUCAGCCGCCUUCAAUUGUGACUGAUGAAACAUGCGCGGCCUGCGAUUUUAAUCGAGCCGAAAAAACGUGUUUGCGUCCUAUGCAAUGGGUUUGGAGAGGCGAAUCCUUUAUGACCAAGAGAAGGUAGUUUGUCUCUUCAAUUUUGAUUAACGUCUAACACUUCUUCUCAAGUGAAUACUAUCAUCUGAAAAACCAAAUUGAGUCCGAAAUGUUUACAGCAGGAGAAGGGAAGCCUUCACAGUAUUUUCGUGAUCUGUCAAAAGACGAGCAGCAAUCUAAGCUGCGGGACAGAUUGAAGAAGUACUGUCAAAAGGUUUAUAAGCGAGUACUUGAUAAACCGACAACAGAACAGCGGGUAGCGGGAGUGUGCAUGCGCGAAAAUUCCUUUUAUGUGGAUACAGUUCGGAGUUUUCGAGACCGAAGAUACGAGUACAAAACCCUUAAUAAGGUGUGGAAGGGAAAAUUGACGGAGGCGAAGUCAAGCGGGAAUUCUAUCAAAAUUCAAGAAGCUCAAGAUAUGGUGGUUUUAUAUGAUUCACUGCAACUUGCACACAAGUGUAUUCUUAACUCAUUUUACGGCUACGUCAUGAGAAAAGGAGCAAGGUGGUAUUCUAUGGAAAUGGCAGGAAUUGUGACAUAUACAGGAGCAAAAAUCAUCCAAAAUGCACGGAUACUUGUCGAACAGAUCGGAAAACCGUUGGAGCUGGAUACAGACGGGAUCUGGUGUGCUUUACCAGCAUCUUUUCCUGAAAACUUUGUUUUUCGUACAAAAGAUAAAAAACUUCCGAUUUCGUACCCAUGUGUGAUGCUUAACGUGGAUGUCGCGUUAAACAACACCAACCAUCAAUACCAGACACUGGCAGACGCUACGGAACGUACUUACCGAACAAGUAGCGAAUGCUCAAUUGAAUUUGAGGUUGAUGGACCGUAUAAGGCAAUGAUACUCCCGGCCUCUAAAGAAGAGGGAGUGCUUAUUAAAAAGCGCUAUGCGGUCUUCAAUGAUGACGGAACACUUGCCGAGCUAAAAGGCUUUGAAGUAAAGCGGCGAGGUGAACUUAAACUUAUAAAGGUUUUUCAGGCAGAAGUUUUCGAGAAAUUUCUUCAAGGUAGUACGCUCGAAGAAUGUUAUGACGCUGUAGCGGCCGUUGCUGACAGGUGGCUGGAUAUGUUAGAGAAUCAAGGAGCAGAUGUGGCUGAUAGUGAGCUUCUUGACUACAUAUCGGAGUCAAGUACAAUGAGCAAGUCUCUCGCCGAUUAUGGCGAUAAAAAAUCCUGUGCUACCACCACGGCUAAGCGGCUAGCUGAUUUUCUUGGUGAAGCUAUGGUGAAGGACAAGGGGCUGAGCUGUCGUUAUAUUGUUGCCCGGGAUCCUCAGGGCUCACCUGUUAGCGAACGUGCAGUACCCGUUGCUAUAUUUGAGACUGAAGCUGAGGUUAUGAGAGCAUACUUGAGAAAAUGGUGCAAGGUGUCCGCUGAUGCAGAUUUUCGCUCUAUAGUCGAUUGGUCAUACUACAGACAACGGUUAGCGUCCACUAUACAAAAGAUUAUCACAAUUCCUGCUGCGAUGCAGAAGGUAGCCAAUCCUGUUCCUAGAGUUAGUCAUCCAGACUGGUUGUGGAAGAGAGUUCGUGAAAAGGAUGACAAAUAUCGGCAAAAAAGCAUAUUUGAUGCUUUUAAGCCCAUAACAAACGCAGAUGUUGACAAUGAGGCUUUGGUUGGUGACUUGGAGGAUAUAUGUGGUGGCAAGGAAACUUGCUCUUCGAAAGGGCUCAAUGCUGAAGUUGAAACUGCUGCAACAGCGAAUACAGAACCUCUCUGCACCUCUGAUGGAGAUGAUUAUGGAGCAUGGCUCGAUAAACGAAAAAGAAAGUGGAAAGAUGUUCGUGAGAAACGAAAGCGUCUCAGACAAGGUCCUGAACCUCGACACACAGACAACAGAUUGAACAGGUCAAAAAAGGGAAAUAGUGUGAAUACAUUUUUUCAGAAUCGAGAGGCUUCAUUAACACGGUCACAUUGGGAGGUUUUGCAGUUUGAGGCCACUGAAAAGCCUGGAGAUUUCAUUGCUUGGGUAGUGGCUGGUAGUUCCAUGUACAAGGUCCCCGUAAAGGUGUCACGAGUUUUUUACCUGAAUACGCGUGCUUUAGUUUCCGAAGAUUAUCCUGGAAAGCGUGUCAGCCGAGUGCUACCUCACGGAAAAGCCUGUUUUAAUCUUAUUGAGGUCAUUUUGGACGAAGAGCAGUACAAGCAGGCCAAAAAGGAUGUUGUAGCUCAUCUGUCGGAUCCAGAAGUUGAGGGAGUUUACGAGACUAGAUUGCCUCUCAUACUUCAAGCCAUUCUUCAACUCGGCUGUGUUUGCUCUGUUGACGUUAAAGCGCAAAAGCGGAGCUUAAACGAAGGGUGGUCGCUAGAAGAAUUGCACAUGAAGACCACUACUGAGUGCUCUUAUCUGGCAGAUGACGUCUCCUUUAUCUACUUAUAUCACAGCGCAUUUGAGCCCCGUGGCUGUUAUGCCUUGUAUGCUCCUUUGGCCGCAAAAGUUCUCGUUAUCAUUGUCAAUCCGUCAGUCAACAAGGAGGUGUCAACAAACUGGUUAGAAAGGCAGUUUCGCGACGCACUUCGGACACAAGAGUCAUCGGUCAUGGAACAAUUCAACAUAGAUACAUCAGACGUUAACUUCGAGAUAGAAUAUUUGGCUACAUAUGCUGAAGCUGGAAGGCGUUUGCAAAGGACUUUGCAUGAUUAUUUGGACCAGUUUCGGAGGCCUGCCGUGGCGAUUGUAGAAUGUCCGUCCAUGGAAAACAUUAUGGCUCUUGUUCCGGCUAUUUUGGAGGUUCCUCGAGUUCAAGUUCCUUGGAAUUCACGUCACAGUGACUAUAAGCUUCUUGGAUGGCAACCAGUAGCUGCAAAAUUAGCGAUGCAGCGUUGUGCUGCCUCACCAUCCUGGCUUUCGGAAAGAAUUGCACUUUGUCGAUACGCUCAUGUUCCGCUGGGCAAUUUGGACUCAGACUGGAUUCUUUUCACUGCGGAUGCAUUUUACGCACGAGUGCUGAAGGACAAUCAGCAUGUUUUGUGGAUAUCUGAUGAUGGCUUACCGGAUCUUGGAGGUGUUCCACAAGACGAACCAAGCUUUACAGAUGUGGUUCAGCAACCGUCUUUGUGCUAUCCUGGUGCUUACAGAAGUGUUACUAUUGAGCUCAAGAUAAAUCAUCUGGCAGUCAAUGCUCUUUUAAAGAGCACUCAAGUAAAUGAGCUGGAAGGAGGAGCGUUGCUAGGCUUUGAGCUUGAUGCAACUGGUUCCAAUCUUCGUCAAGUGGGAGGUUCCUGGGAUGAAACCAAUUCUUGUGCGCCUGCUUUCGGUCUUCUAAAACAGAUGGUAUCUGGGUGGUUAGUCGAUGCCAUGUCCUCUGCAAACGUUUUCGCCGAUGUUCUUUUGCAGAACUUGUACAGAUGGCUUUGCAGUCCACUGUCGAAGCUUCAUGAUCCAUCAUUGCACCGGCUUUUACAUAAGGUCAUGCAGAAGGUGUAUGCACUUUUGCUGGCUGAACUUCGAAAGCUUGGAGCUACCAUUGUGUAUGGAAGUUUUUCGCGAAUCAUAAUCGGGACAGGAAAACACAACGUUGAGGCUGCCAAAAACUACUGUGAUCACCUUUUAAAAACACUGCAAACCAGAGAAAUGUUCGAGUGGAUUGAGCUUGAGCCUCAACGUUAUUGGCAUUCCAUUUUAUUCAUGGACCAGUACAACUAUGGCGCUAUCCAAGCCAAAGUUUCAUCUGAAGACAAUUCUGAGGAAUUUGAAAUUGUUUCAUCCUGGAAUAUAGCCGAGUAUUUGCCGAAGGCUAUUCAGGAGUUUUUCAUCGUCGUGGUGUCGGAGUUUAUCUAUCUCCCAUGGAAACACGCGCAAGAAACUAUUGCAGCGAGAUCAUUUUCCUUCUCAUCAACCCAAUCUGUGACUGUUGCCGCCGCUGCUGACGCUGACGCCCUGGAAACAUCAUUUUUGAAAGAACAGAUUGAGUCAUAUUUUACAGACAAGCUGUUGAGAAUCGUAAGAGAUAUUCAACGGCACUUCACGGCUUCCAGAGACGCGGACGACUUCAAGUUCCCGAAUCUAGCUGGCUCUCAUUUAGCUCUGGGUGACGCAGCUCUCGAGUUCAUCAAGUAUAUUUAUGCUGCAAUGUCCCUUGAUCACCGCGUGCAGCAUUCUGUUCAGGUUAUGAGAAAGAACCUGCUUAGGCUGGUUCAUGUGAGGGAGUUUGCACCCGAGGCUCAAUUCCACGACCCUUGUCUAUCGUUUACCCUUCCGAACGUCAUUUGCAGCUACUGCAAUGACUGCCGAGACCUCGACUUGUGUCGGGAUGCUGCCUUGCUUCAAAAGGACUGGCACUGUACAGUUCCUCAAUGUGGACAAAUGUACAACGUCCAAUGGAUUGAGAAUGCAUUACUCCAGAUCGUUCGGCAGAGAGAGCGUCUUUACCAUCUGCAGGACCUCAAGUGCGUGAAGUGCCGCCAGAUAAAAGCCGCACAUAUCACCGAGCAAUGCUCCUGCGGUGGCAGCUUCGAGUGCGUAGAAAAGCCGGCCGAGUUCAUGUCCAAAAGCCACGUAUUCUUGAAUAUUGCGACUUACUAUGGAUUCGACUUGCUGAAGGAGUGCAUUGCGUGGAUACUACUAUCCUGAAAGCUCGACCA
Molecule: messenger RNA, 6616 nt
Organism: Selaginella moellendorffii
Lineage: Eukaryota; Viridiplantae; Streptophyta; Lycopodiopsida; Selaginellales; Selaginellaceae
Product: DNA polymerase epsilon catalytic subunit A
Exons: 48
Biological process (GO): nucleotide-excision repair, DNA gap filling; base-excision repair, gap-filling; leading strand elongation
Cellular component (GO): epsilon DNA polymerase complex; nucleus
Molecular function (GO): zinc ion binding; DNA binding; single-stranded DNA 3'-5' DNA exonuclease activity
Source: RefSeq, a predicted model, not a curated record